AUGUUUCCGACGAGGCAGGACAAUUGUUUCCCUCCAGACCGAGGAGUGGAGUACCGGUCUCUGGUGGGCGUGCCGGGUGACACGUCGGGGCCUGACGAUAUAGAGAAACGGCCAGGCGGCGAUCACGACCGCGAUAUCAUUAUCCCGCCUCACCCUCGAAACACGGAUGUGUGUGUUUUGUUUGAAGGUGUUGUCAUGAACAGGGCGACUUUCCCGUUCUUCAAGGGCAAGAUUUACCACCAGUUCCACAACGACAUGUCUGAGGACUACGGCCGCAAGUACAACAACUUGCGGAAGCAGUACGCCGAGGAGGGCACGAUGCAAGAAACCGACUGCCCCGAGAAUUUCAUGUAGUGCGAAGCAGCAGUGAGUGCGCCCCUCUUCCCUGUUGCGCUGUUUAUGCGUGAAGCGAAGUCUCGAAAUUAUGUCAACCAGGAAGCGAAAGUUAAGGCCGGCCCGGCGACUCAGCACGGUUCAGCUCGACAAGUCCCCGUCCGUGUGUUGCCCAAACGUUGUUGCGGGGAGAUGCUGUGUUCUCUUCCAUUUGAUGCCUGGCAGGGGAAAACCUAGCGUUAAGCCCCAGUGUGGUAGAGUUGAAGUGGCAGCAGUACCCAACGAAGACAGGGGCAAGCAGGAGGAAAGCCCCGAGCAGGUUCGACC
Molecule: messenger RNA, 660 nt
Organism: Ectocarpus sp. CCAP 1310/34
Lineage: Eukaryota; Phaeophyceae; Ectocarpales; Ectocarpaceae
Source: the annotation of a GenBank genome assembly